Messenger RNA from Mangifera indica (mango), 1235 nucleotides. Its product is annotated as cyclin-dependent protein kinase inhibitor SMR13-like. The coding region runs from base 384 to 794 and encodes 136 amino acids. Gene Ontology annotation, biological process: regulation of DNA endoreduplication. Lineage: Eukaryota; Viridiplantae; Streptophyta; Magnoliopsida; Sapindales; Anacardiaceae. The record is from RefSeq and is a predicted model, not a curated record. The transcript has a single exon.
CCUUCCCUCUCCAUUUAAUUUCUUAUUAGGGUUUUAUUCAGGUGAAGCUGUUGAUGACGUUCUUCUUCAUCAUCUCAUAUGGGUUUGUGUGAAAACUUGUGGGUAGGUGAUCAAGUUUGAGCACAGUUUAAAUUUACUGAGUCUUUUGAGGAGUAAUUGUGAGCUUGAAAAGUUUUUGCUUCUAAAGACUCUUGGUGUAGCCAAAUCUUUUUUCCUUCAUCUUUUCGGUCAAACUUAGUAGCUGUCCUUUUUUUUUCUCUCUCUCUUAGUUUUUUGUGUAUUAAGCAGCAGAUUUCAGUUUGCUCUUGGCCAGUUUUAGUACACUGCAAUUCUUGAACUUCAACUGAGGAAGAAGAACAAGUCUUUUUCUCAGUUCUCUGAAAAUGGCUCCCUCUGAAAGAACAAGAGCAAGAACAAGAUCAGCAGCAGCAGCAGCAGCAGCCCCAAAGGCAAGAAGAACCACCCAAUAUAAGAAGAAGAAGAAGCAGAAGGAGAAGAGGAAGGAAGUUCAAAAGGCAUCAUCAUCAUCAUUAACCAUUGUAACUUCAUCAGAUGAUGUUUCAAAGAAUAAUAUUAGUGAUCACCAUUUUGAUUCUUCAAGUUCAUCAAGUGGGUGCUCAACACCAAGAGCUGAGAGAUACAGAAUACCAGAGAUUGUGACAUGCCCACCAGCUCCAAAGAAGCAAAGAGUUGUCUCUAAUUGCUCUUCAUUGCAAAGAACUCCCAUUGCCUUCUUCGCUCCUCCUGAUUUAGAGCUCUUUUUCUUCUGUGCUCUUCGAGACAUCUCAGUCUGAUAAUCAAGUGAUACUAUGCAUACUCACAUAAUCCAAUACAUAUUUGAUAUAUGUCAUUACUUAAUUCUUAAUUUAAUGACACAUCAAAUAUGUAUUCAAAGUGAAUAUACAUAGUUCUAUUGCAGAUAAUUAUAUGACUGAAUACGGCAUGAUAUCCAUAGAUUUUCUUCAAUUUGAUAGUUGAAAUAUAGUGUGGAACUUUGAGCUUUUUUGAGGUAGGUUUCUUUUUCUUUGAUUAAUAAUUAGACUACACUAAUUAUCAUCACUAUUUUUAGCUUUUGUAUGGAUGUAUUGCUGACUUUUGGGGAGUUUGGGGAGUGCAAAAUUAGUGUAAUUUUAUUAAGGGUGGAUUAUUUGAGGCUUGUUUGAGUGUGAUUUCAUUUUAUUUUCAAGAAGUUUGUAAGUCAACUUGAUAAUUAAUGAGAAAUUAAAGAAUUAAUA